AGGGGAAGGAAGAGUAUUGUCGAACAUCUGUCACCAAGCGAAGGCUACGUCCGUUUUAGUGCCAAAAACCGCAAUACCGUCAUGGCACCCGGUUUUCUAAUUUUUUGAAGAAAAUCUAAUUAUAUAUACAACACCGAAAUCGCGUUGAAAUAGUGUUUUUUUUCUAAUCGAACAUUUGUUCAUAUUUGUCUUGGAAACAUGAGCUCAGGUAGACCAAUCAAAUGUGUGGUGGUAGGAGAUGGAACAGUAGGAAAAACAUGUAUGUUAAUAUCAUAUACAACAGAUAGUUUUCCAGGAGAAUAUGUGCCCACAGUAUUUGACAAUUAUUCAGCACCCAUGGUUGUGGAUGGAAUACCUGUUAGUUUAGGACUUUGGGAUACAGCAGGACAAGAAGAUUAUGAUAGGCUGCGUCCACUUUCAUAUCCACAGACUGAUGUGUUUCUAAUUUGUUUCUCAGUAACAAGCCCAUCAUCUUUCGAAAAUGUUACCAGUAAAUGGUAUCCAGAGAUAAAACAUCAUUGCCCAGAUGCUCCAAUGAUACUUGUCGGAACCAAAAUAGAUUUACGAGAUGAUCGUGAGACACUUACUGCCUUAGCUGAACAAGGUCUUAGUGCUAUAAAACGUGAACAAGGACAAAAACUGGCAAAUAAGAUUCGUGCAGUAAAAUAUAUGGAAUGUUCUGCAUUGACACAACGUGGCCUGAAACAAGUAUUUGAUGAAGCUGUUCGUGCUGUUUUAAGACCUGAACCUCAAAAACGCAGACAGAGAAGAUGCAUUAUGUUAUAAAUAUUAAAUGAGCAGGCAUUAAUCAACGUAGGUAAAGCCAUAUGUAAACUGACAGACUGAAAUUAAUUUUGUCAUAAAGGAGGAAAAGAGAAUAUGAAUGUUUUGAAAUGGAGAUAGUAACCCAUGCAUUUUCAUGAAUUUCUCUGGCAGCUGUAGUUUACUACAUUAUAUAUAAAGUACAAUUGACAGCUUGUUUACUUUAAUAUAAGCUGCAAAACUAACAUAAGACUAAAAACCUUAGACAACGAGAAAGUAUGAUAUUAUGAUCAUUUUUAACUAUUUUACUUAUUGCAUUGAAACAAGUUGAAUUUACUAUGAAUUUACAUAUGUGGGGUUUGUAGCAUUUCUAACAUAAUUUUAUAUAUUGACCUACUAGUCAGAACGUUAAGAUGAAAUGUAAAGUUGUAUACAUAUCUAUUUACAUAUAAACUUUUUAUUUUUAUAAAAUGACAACUUUAAUUUACUGUUGUCAUACCUUGUAAUCUCUUAAUUUUGCAGUGCUGUGGUUCAGUCAAUAUUGGAACAAACAAAUCUCAAUGGUUAAAUCAUGAAAGCUGCCAGACUAAACUUUUUACAUUUAUAAUAGUAGAAACAUUCAUUUUAAUACACACAUGAUAGAUAUUACAAUCAAUACACUCAAAAUUUUGAUGAAAAAUGUAAAAUAGUAUUUAGGAUUAUUUAAACAUAUAGUGCCAUAGCAACGAAAAAAUCAAAUUAAUAAUAUGAGCACUUUUUAUGUCAGUUCUAGACAAUACAUGUAUGUAUCUUAAUAGUCUGUUUCAUUAGUAAGCAUAGAAAAAGUGUAAAGGAAUUGAAGAAUCUCUUCUGACAGGAAAUAUUUUUUACUUACAUUAAAAUGUUCUAUAAAUGUUA
Messenger RNA from Megalopta genalis, 1659 nucleotides. It is a transcript of the gene Mtl, whose product is annotated as Rac family small GTPase Mtl. Lineage: Eukaryota; Metazoa; Arthropoda; Insecta; Hymenoptera; Halictidae. The record is from RefSeq and is a predicted model, not a curated record. Gene Ontology annotation, molecular function: GTP binding; GTPase activity. Gene Ontology annotation, biological process: small GTPase-mediated signal transduction.